This is a messenger RNA of Nycticebus coucang (slow loris), 1908 nucleotides long. RefSeq names its product RNA binding region (RNP1, RRM) containing 3 (gene RNPC3). The coding region runs from base 8 to 1759 and encodes 583 amino acids. The transcript is spliced from 16 exons. The record is from RefSeq and is a predicted model, not a curated record. Gene Ontology annotation, biological process: mRNA splicing, via spliceosome. Gene Ontology annotation, cellular component: U12-type spliceosomal complex. Gene Ontology annotation, molecular function: pre-mRNA intronic binding; protein binding; U12 snRNA binding. NCBI's taxonomy places the organism in Eukaryota, Metazoa, Chordata, Mammalia, Primates, Lorisidae.
GCUUGACAUGAAGUUCCUGCUUCCUUCUUUGACAACUUUUGUUAAUCCUCUUGCAUCGUUGAGCCAGUUUUUGUUUUGCUACCUUUGGAACUCACAUCACUUUGCUUGCUAUCGCUGUACCCAGCGCUCCUCUCUUGGAGCCGUCUCUGAAGAGGCGUGGCUGACGGUGGUGCAGGUCUCGCGAGAAGACGAGUAUCUGUCACGGAAAAUGGCAGCCCCCGAGCAGCCGCAGCCCUUAUCUAGGGGAUGUGCGAGCUCCACUUCGAUUUCUUCGCCCCGGGGUGACCGAACCCUUCUGGUGAGGCACUUGCCGGCCGAGCUGACCGCCGAGGAGAAGGAAGACUUGCUGAAGUACUUCGGGGCGCAGUCAGUGCGCGUCCUGUCUGAUAAGGGGCGACUGAAACAUACGGCUUUUGCUACUUUCCCUAAUGAAAAAGCAGCUAUAAAGGCAUUAACAAGACUUCAUCAGCUGAAACUUCUAGGUCAUACUUUAGUUGUUGAAUUUGCAAAAGAGCAAGAUCGAGUACAUUCUCCAUGUCCCACUUUAGGGUCUGAAAAAAAGAAAAGGUCUGAUGACCCUGUGGAAGACGAUAAAGAAAAGAAAGAACUUGGUUGUUUAACAAUAGAAAAUGGAAUUGCACCAAAUCAUGGGCUGACCUUUCCUCUAAACUCAUGCCUCAAGUAUAUGUACCCACCACCUUCUAGCACAAUCCUCGCAAACAUAGUAAAUGCUUUGGCAAGUGUGCCUAAAUUCUAUGUUCAGGUACUUCAUCUUAUGAAUAAAAUGAAUUUGCCCACACCUUUUGGACCAAUUACUGCACGACCUCCCAUGUAUGAAGACUAUAUGCUAUUGCAUGCACCUCUUCCACCCACAUCUCCUAAGCCACCUGAGGAACCUCCUUUGCCAGAUGAAGAUGAGGAGUUAUCUAGUAAAGAAUCAGAAUAUGAGAGCAGUGAUGAUGAAGACCGACAGAGAAUGAACAAACUAAUGGAACUAGCAAAUCUUAAGCCCAAAAGACCAAAAACAGUAAAGCAACGCCAUGUGAGAAAAAAGCGGAAGAUAAAGGAUAUGUUGAUUACACCUUCGUCUGCUUCCCACAGCAAUUUACAUCCAGUGAUGUUGCCUUCCGAUGUAUUUGACCAACCACAACCUGUAGGUAAUAAAAAAAUUGAAUUCCAUAUAUCUACUGACAUGCCAGCUGCAUUUAAGAAGGAUUCAGAAAAGGAACAAAAUUGUGAGGAAAAAAAUGAUUUGCCUGCCACAGAAGUUGAUGCACCCAGUGUAGGGUUUGGAAAAAUCUUUCCCAAACCUAACUUGAACAUCACAGAGGAGAUUAAAGAAGACUCUGAUGAAAUGCCAUCAGAAUGCAUUUCUAGAAGAGAGUUGGAAAAGGGCAGAAUUUCUAGAGAAGAAAUGGAAACACUUUCGGUUUUCAGAAGUUAUGAACCUGGUGAACCAAACUGUAGAAUUUAUGUCAAGAAUUUAGCUAAACAUGUUCAAGAAAAGGACCUUAAAUAUAUUUUUGGAAGGUAUAUUGACUUUUCCUCAGAAACACAACGGAUCAUGUUUGAUAUACGCUUAAUGAAAGAAGGUCGUAUGAAAGGACAAGCUUUCGUUGGACUUCCCAAUGAAAAAGCUGCGGCAAAAGCCUUAAAGGAAGCGAACGGUUAUGUUCUCUUUGGAAAACCCAUGGUGGUUCAAUUUGCUCGUUCUGCCAGACCAAAACAAGAUUCUAAAGAAGGAAAAAGAAAGUGUUAAAAGUCAAUAAAGAAGCAUUCCUGCGUAAAUACUGCUGUAAUACUGUCAUGCAAAGUGUAUCCUUUCUUGUCGUAUCCUUUUGGGGGCAGUGUUUUUUUUCUUCCCCUAGAAAUGUUUGUCCCUCCUCCACUGUUGAUCCAGAUUAAGCA